This is a messenger RNA of Calidris pugnax (ruff), 1829 nucleotides long. RefSeq names its product potassium channel, inwardly rectifying subfamily J, member 11 (gene KCNJ11). NCBI's taxonomy places the organism in Eukaryota, Metazoa, Chordata, Aves, Charadriiformes, Scolopacidae. The annotation marks the transcript as partial. The transcript has a single exon. Gene Ontology annotation, cellular component: plasma membrane. The record is from RefSeq and is a predicted model, not a curated record. Gene Ontology annotation, biological process: regulation of monoatomic ion transmembrane transport; potassium ion import across plasma membrane. Gene Ontology annotation, molecular function: ATP-activated inward rectifier potassium channel activity.
GCGCGGGAGCGGCGGGCGCGCUUCGUGGGCAAGAACGGUGCCUGCAACGUGGCCCAUAAAAAUAUCCGGGAGCAGGGACGCUUCCUCCAGGAUGUCUUCACUACCCUGGUGGACCUCAAGUGGCCCCACACGCUGCUCAUCUUCACCAUGUCCUUCCUCUGCAGCUGGCUGCUCUUCGGCAUGGUUUGGUGGCUCAUCGCCUUCGCCCACGGAGACCUGGACCACAGCACCCGGCUGCAGCGCGGCCCCGCAGAGGAGGCGGCGGGGGACCCCGACACCUUUGUGCCCUGCGUGACCAGCAUCCACUCCUUCACCUCCGCCUUCCUCUUCUCCAUCGAGGUGCAGGUGACAAUUGGCUUCGGGGGACGCAUGGUGACGGAGGAGUGUCCGGCUGCCAUCCUGGUGCUGAUCGUGCAGAACAUUGUGGGGCUGGUGAUCAACGCCAUCAUGCUGGGCUGCAUCUUCAUGAAGACUUCGCAGGCCCACCGCCGGGCCGAAACCCUCAUCUUCAGCAAGCACGCGGUCAUUGCCCUGCGGGAGGGCAAGCUCUGCUUCAUGCUGCGGGUGGGUGACCUCCGGAAGAGCAUGAUCAUCAGCGCCACCAUCCGCAUGCAGGUGGUGAAGAAGACCGCCAGCCUGGAGGGGGAGGUGGUGCCCCUCAACCAGAUUGACAUCCAGAUGGAGAACCCUGUGGGGGGCAACAGCAUCUUCCUUGUCUCCCCACUCAUCAUCUACCACGUGAUAGACAAGAACAGCCCCCUCUACGACAUCUCCCCCCUGAACCUUCACCACCAUGAGGACCUGGAGAUCAUUGUCAUCUUGGAAGGGGUGGUGGAGACCACUGGCAUCACCACUCAAGCCAGAACCUCUUACCUGGCAGAUGAAAUCCUCUGGGGCCAAAGGUUUGUGCCCAUCGUGGCAGAGGAAGAUGGGCGAUACUCUGUGGACUACUCUAAAUUUGGCAACACGGUGAAAGUGCCCACCCCUUCCUGCACUGCCAGGCAGCUGGAGGAGGACAAGAGCAUUAUGGACACCAUGCCAUUGUCCCCUAAAGGCACAAUAAGGAAGAGGUCUGUCAAGCUAAAGCCCAAGUUUACCAUAAACGAUGAGCCUUCCUGAUGCCUUUUGACUGACUGGGAAACUCUGUUAGGACUUUAAUGUCUGAAAGAUCUCAUAAACUCAAAACACUGAGGUGGCCUCUUACUUUUUUUUUUUAAAUUCAGGUUGGUAGCACAAGGUAUGUUCUGGUGUUAUUUAUUGUGGGAUAAAUCUAAAGCUAAUUAUAUUUUUUUAACCGUGUGAGAGAUUUCAAGCAACACUGGGAGUAGGAAAAUACGGUCUGCAGCUUUAAAUUUCAAUUCAGACUGUCCUAUUUAAUUGCACGAUUUUUUUGCAUUGAUUCAUCUGCAGGUAAUGACAUUUUCUCAAAAAAAAAAUAUAUAUUUAUCCUCAGAGAUUGCAGUACUUAAGGUCUUGCAGUGCCCUAAAGUCAGUAGGUUUUAACUGGUUUUUUCUAACUUGAACAAUCAAUAUAGCAAAAUAAAAUAUUAAUUAUUAAUAAAGUAGGCUGGAUUUAAAUGAUAACAAAAAAGUCAGGCAAUGUUAUGUAUGACCCAAGACCAAAUCUGGAAGUGUCUAUGUACUAUACUCUAUAUAUACAGAGUAUAUUAUACUCUAUAUUUGAUAGAAAUUAACUGCCAGAUUUGUUUCAUCCAUAUUGUAUUGUAUGGAGCCACUCCUACCACAUACAAUAUGAAAUGCAUUUGAAUAUUUACUUUUGUUUAUUUUAAAACCCUUUACACUUCUGAAAUAAAACAUUCAGGAAUGUU